AUGCCAAAUGAAAAUGACUUACACCAAUACGGUGUAGGAAUAUUACUAAAUGCUAAAUUCCGCGAUUCUAUUAAAGUGUCGUUCGAAAAAUAUAUCGGUUGUUCAGAAGAUGUCAACGAAAAUGAUAAAGACGCUUUUUAUGACAAGCUAAGCGCUGCAAUUGCUGAAGCACCAAAGAAAGAUUUUAAAAUUGUGAUGGACGACGUUAAUGCUAAAAUUGGAGAAGUAAAUGAAAAUUUAGAGCACGUCAUUGGAAAACAUGGCCUUGGUGACAUGAAUGACAAUGGCGAACGCCUUGUAGAGAUAUGUGGUAUAAAUGAACUAAAAUUGGAGGCACGCUUUUCCCGCAUAAAACAAUACAUAAAAUAA
Messenger RNA from Teleopsis dalmanni, 369 nucleotides. RefSeq names its product craniofacial development protein 2-like. Lineage: Eukaryota; Metazoa; Arthropoda; Insecta; Diptera; Diopsidae. The record is from RefSeq and is a predicted model, not a curated record. The coding region runs from base 1 to 369 and encodes 122 amino acids. The transcript is spliced from 2 exons.